Messenger RNA from Arabidopsis thaliana (thale cress), 1106 nucleotides. RefSeq names its product alpha/beta-Hydrolases superfamily protein. NCBI's taxonomy places the organism in Eukaryota, Viridiplantae, Streptophyta, Magnoliopsida, Brassicales, Brassicaceae. The record is from RefSeq and is marked reviewed. The coding region runs from base 134 to 676 and encodes 180 amino acids. The transcript is spliced from 8 exons.
ACCAUCACUGGCUUCCGAAACUCCUCUCAAAAAUAUAGAAAAGAAAAUCCUUUAACAAAAAACAGAUAUAGAAAAAUCUGCUAAGUAAAAAAAUAAAAAUAAAAGAACUAGUCAAGUUUUUUCUCAUCAAAACAUGGCGGCUUCUAGUAGUAGAAAUGGAGCAAAUGUACUUGACUUAAAAUGCAGUCAUUUUGUGGAACCUCAAGGAGAUCAAAGGGCCAGUAUAGUAUGGCUGCAUGAUAAGGAUGAGCAUUUCACUGAUUCAGUGCAGUUUGUGAAAAGUUUAAAACUUAAAAAUGUCAACUGGAUUUGUCCACCUAUCGUCUACACAAAUACAUCGUACGACUUCGGAUCUAAUAUCAAACAAGAUGAUCGAGAGGCAUUAGAUUCCGCAGCUAAAUUUGUUGCUGAUCUUUUAUUGCGUGAACCACUAAAUGUCGUAAAAGGAGUAGGAGGCUUUGGCAUGGGUGCAGUAGUAGCUCUCCAAUUUGCAACAAAUUGUGCUCUUGGACAUUAUCCUAUAAAUCCCCGAGUUGUUGUUGGAAUUAAUGGGUGGCUUUCUAUUACGGGGAGCAUAACAAGCAGCAUAGAAUAUACAGUUGGGGCUGUAGCUCGUGCUGCAUCACAGAAAAUCUUUUUUACACGUGGAGCAGGUAAUCUUUAUUUUCCUCUUUAGAUAAUGGUCACAAGGUAAUGCUAAGUCUUUAGUCUUUAUGGUUGUUUUUGUCGUAGAGAAUCGUCUACUUCCUUACACCCGUGAAGAAGAAGUUGUUGAGUCCCUUAGAGAGGCUGGUUUUGGAGACGUCUUUUUCUUAAUAUACUCAUGGCUUCGACAUGAACAUCAUUUAGACAUCAGAGAUAUGCUCAAACUCUGGCUGGAACUGAGUCUCCCAAUCACCAAAACUUCACCUCUACGAUAAAGACCGCACGUUGUCUAGUGAUUUAUUAUCGUCGUUUCUUUUCUUUAUUAUGAGUAAAAUAGCGUGAGUUGGUACUAUCAAGUUGUGGUAACUUUUUAUUUAUAAAUAAAUAAUUCUUACUUAUAAGCCAUUUAUUUCAAAUUUUACUAAUUGUAAAAUUUCCUUUCUCUAUACAAAUUUUUAAUU